AUGAACCUACGAGCAAGCAUCGCCAGGGCGAGAGUCGUGGCUGCUCCUCGAGCCAUUGGCGCGCAGCAGAGGGGGUUCCAGAGCUGCGGGGUGCUUGCGGUUGGGAAGGAGAGCGCUGUUCACGAAGAAGGCCGCGCGGAAAAGGUCGAGGCGCAUAAGCAGGACCAGCUGGAGAAGCAGAAGCAGGGCAAAGGGCACUGGAAGGAUGAGCUGGCGAGUGACAGCGAGAGCAUAAUAAAAGCAGACCGCGACGACAUCGAUACGAAGCAGACCAUCAGCGAGCUGCAGAAGGAGUCGGCAAAGGCCGCGGAGCGGGAGAAGAAGGGGCAGUAG
Molecule: messenger RNA, 333 nt
Organism: Saxophila tyrrhenica
Lineage: Eukaryota; Fungi; Ascomycota; Dothideomycetes; Mycosphaerellales; Extremaceae
Exons: 3
Coding region: 1-333 (110 amino acids)
Source: RefSeq, a predicted model, not a curated record